AUGACACCUACUCUCCUCAUCGUCGGUGCCACAGGUAACACUGGCCGGAGUGUUGCAGAAACCCUCCCGAAGUUGCUUCAAUCAAACAACGUUCUGCCUGAGCACCGCAUUAUUGCUCUUACUCGUUCCUCGGAGAGCCCAGUGGCACAAAAUCUUGCCAAACUUCCGGGAGUUGAAGUGAUAGAGCAGAACUGGGUUGAAAUCAACUCUGACUGGCUCCGUGAGCAUCAAGUAACCAGAGUGUUCAUCGCAUCACACAACGAACCGAAUCAAUUCGCUGAAGAGUCUACAUUCCACGUUGCGGCGCUCAACGCCGGUGUCAAAUAUGUUGUGCGAAUUUCAACAACUGCUGCGAAUGUCCGUCCGGAUUGUAACGCUUAUUAUCCUCGUCAACAUUGGGCGAUCGAGGCUCUCCUGGACUCGCCCGAAUUCGCCAACUUGCAGUGGACUUCACUUCAACCCAACGUCUUUUCGCCUUUCUACCUUUCAACCGCCGCGGAAUUUGUCAAACAGUACCGUAAAACUGGAAAGCAGGGAACACUUCAAAUGAUGGCGUCGAAGGAUGCACCUGUCGGCAUUAUCGACCCUGAUGACGUUGGAGUCUUUGCCGCUCAUCUCUUGUCUCAAAAAGACACCACCGCACACAACAAGGCCAGAUAUGUCCUUAAUGGGCCAGAGGAUAUUACUGGGAAGCAGAUUGUGGACAUGGUCGAGCAGCACAUUGGCACGCAGGUUGAGGAAGUCAGCUAUAAAGACAUGUCAUUCGUCGACUUGCUCUAUGAGCACAUUCACGCACCCAAAAAUCAGUCAAAGAACGUUAUCCUUUCGAUUAAGCACGCCGCAGAGACGGCAUGGGAAGGAGAAUGCUCAGCUUCCACAACCAGCCGAAAUGUACUAGAGCUCGCCCCGCCCAAGCGUACACCUGCUGAGGUGCUGGCGGCCCUUUUGAAAGACUAA
Penicillium riverlandense is the source of this 957-nucleotide messenger RNA. RefSeq names its product NmrA-like family protein. The transcript has a single exon. Bases 1 to 957 code for a protein of 318 amino acids. NCBI's taxonomy places the organism in Eukaryota, Fungi, Ascomycota, Eurotiomycetes, Eurotiales, Aspergillaceae. The record is from RefSeq and is a predicted model, not a curated record.